AUGAAGUUUAAUUACAAGUUUCAAAAUCUCCUCGGUACAGUGUAUCGACGCGGUGAUAUAAUAUUUACAAAUGAUGGAAAUUGUGUUAUCAGUCCCGUCGGUAAUAAAAUUACUAUUUAUAAUCUUAAACAUAACAAAAGCAACACCCUGCCGGUGGAGAGCCAUUUCAACUAUACAGCUAUAGAUGUGUCUCCAAAUGGCUCAAUUCUUCUUGCUAUAAAUGAAAAGGGUGAAGCUCAAAUGAUCAGUCUGUUGACUUGCACAGUGAUACAUAGGUACAAGUUCAAGCAACAGGUAAAUGCAGUUAAGUUCAGCCCCGAUGGAAAAUUGUUUGCAGCCUGCUGUGAGCAAACAGUGUUCAUAAUGACAGCACCAAGCAGCUUUACCGGCGAGUUUCGUUCGUUUGUAAUGAAACGUGUAUUUAAAAAAGCCCACGACGAAGUAACUUGUCUGGACUGGUCAUCUUGCGGCAAAUUAUUAGCAGUUGGCUCCAAAGAUACCACAACAAAAAUAUAUACAGCGGAUUACUUAGAUAAUAUAAAUAUGUAUUCCCUAAGCGGGCAUACGGAUAAAAUAGUUGGAGUGUUCUUUGAGAAAGGGAGUUUGGAUCUUAUAACUGUUAGUCGUAAUGGUCAGAUUUGCUUGUGGGAGGCUAGUAUUGAUGCAGAUGAUUUAGUGACGUCAGCUGUGCAAAUAUCUCAUAAAAAAAGGCGGAAAUUGCAAAAGGAAAAUGAUUUGCAAGAGGAUGAAGUCGAUGAAAAGAAUGUUGUGGAAAAGGAUAAAGAAUAUGAAAGCGAUAAAGACGAGGAAAUGGAUAUUAAAUCAGAAAAAGUUGAAGAUGAUAAGAGAUUGCAAUAUAAUAAAUUAGGACGUCAUUAUAUAGGAGAUGCGAUCAGAAAUGCACAUCACAAAGUACGAAUAUCUGCUGCCGCUUAUCAUAAGGGUACGAAGAUAUUAGUUACUGGCUUUACAUCUGGAAUAUUCUUCCUACACGAAAUGCCAGAUGUAAAUUUAAUACACACUCUGAGUAUAUCUGAGCACAGAAUCAGUAGUAUAUCUAUGUCGCCUCAAGGAGACUGGAUAGCAUUUGGUUGUCCAAAUAUUGGACAAUUGCUUGUUUGGGAAUGGCAGAGUGAACAAUAUGUAAUGAAACAACAAGGACAUUCUCUCGACAUGACCUGCCUUGCGUAUUCACCCGAUGGCCUCUAUAUAGUAACGGGAGGCUAUGAUGGAAAGGUCAAAGUGUGGAAUACGACCUCUGGCUUUUGUUUCGUGACCUUUAAUGAACAUAAAUCAACUGUGACAAGUAUCGAGUUUAGUGCAAAUAAAAAAUUCUUUGUUUCCUCAUCAUUGGAUGGAACAGUUAGGUGUUAUGAUCUUACCAGAUACCGUAAUUUCCGUACACUAACGUCACCGAGCUUAGUCCAGUUCGGUUGUGUGGCCUUGGACUCUAGUAGCGAGCUAUGUGCGGCCGGGGGUCACGAUGUCUUCGAGAUUUUCAUCUGGUCUAUUAAGUUUGGAAAGCUUUUAGAGGUACUAGGGGGCCAUGAAGCGCCAGUAGCUUGUCUAUCCUUCAGUCCGAUAUUAUCUAGUUCCCGCCUCGCCUCUGCCUCUUGGGACAAAACAGUUAAACUAUGGAACUGUAUAGAAACUAGUUCAGAAUGUGAGACAAUACAGUUAUUGGCGGAUGCUUUACAAGUAGCUUUCAGACCUGAUGGAGAAGAGAUAGCAGUAUCAACUCUAGACGGUAACAUCACUUUCUUCAACGUCACCACUUGCGACCAGACCGGUAGUGUUGAGGGCAGGAACGACCUAGGCUCCGGCAGAGCUGAUACUGAUCUCAUCACUCCCGAGAAAAUGUUGAAAACAAAAGCGUUUACGACUAUUUGCUACUCAGCGGACGGCUCGUGCAUUCUCGCGGGAGGAAAUUCGAAAAAUGUUUGCUUAUACAGCAUCAAGGAGUCAGUUCUGAUCAAAAAGUUCGUCAUAACACAGAAUAGAUCGCUCGAUGCUGUUAAUGACGUUAUAAAUCGUCGUUUUCUCACCGAGUUCGGCAACAUGGCACUUGUGGAAGAGAGAACAGACUUCGAAGGAGGAGACGUUAAUAUUCGCCUACCGGGAGUUAAGGCCGGCGAUAUGGCCGAUAGGAAUGUUAAGCCUGAGGUUCGUGUACAUUGCGUGAGAUUCUCACCGACUGGUGAAAACUUCGCUGUAGCGGCUACCGAGGGACUAUUAAUUUACAGUCAAAACGCUGGACUCGAUGGCUCUUUCAGGCCCUUCCGCCUGGAGACCCAGUCGACCCCGCUGGCGGUGCGGCAGCUGCUGCAGGCGCGCUCGUGGGGCGAAGCGCUGCUCGCCGCUCUCCAGCUCAACACCCACGAGCUGAUCCAGCGCUGUGUGGAGGCCGUGCCUCCAUCCGACAUUCAACUAACCGUCUCGAAUCUCGAAGCCGAUUACGCGCAUCGUCUCAUGAACUCCAUAGCCCGUCUACUAGAAGACAGCAUCCAUUUAGAACAUCUCCUCAUCUGGAUAAAGCAUCUAGUGAGCGAUAGGACUACCGUACCUCCCAGUGUGUUACUGGCCUUGGAGAAAAAUCUAACAGUCAAAUAUUCUCAGCUUAGUAAAAUAUGUGACUUCAACAAAUACACGAUACGUUGUAUCAAGGCGGUCAGCGUGAUAACUCCUAAACAACAAGAUGAAGAUAUGCAGAGCGAUCAAUCUAGUGGGCGAGGAACGUUCUCAGAUUCAGAUUCAGAUUAAAAUAUAAUAAUAAAAAAUAAAAUAAAAAACAGACUUUUUUAUUUAUAAAA
Melitaea cinxia (Glanville fritillary) is the source of this 2810-nucleotide messenger RNA. RefSeq names its product periodic tryptophan protein 2 homolog. Lineage: Eukaryota; Metazoa; Arthropoda; Insecta; Lepidoptera; Nymphalidae. Gene Ontology annotation, biological process: maturation of SSU-rRNA from tricistronic rRNA transcript (SSU-rRNA, 5.8S rRNA, LSU-rRNA); ribosomal small subunit assembly. Gene Ontology annotation, cellular component: small-subunit processome; Pwp2p-containing subcomplex of 90S preribosome. The record is from RefSeq and is a predicted model, not a curated record. The transcript has 17 exons. Gene Ontology annotation, molecular function: protein binding. The coding region runs from base 1 to 2760 and encodes 919 amino acids.